Doryrhamphus excisus (bluestripe pipefish) is the source of this 4526-nucleotide messenger RNA. Its product is annotated as X-ray repair complementing 5. The record is from RefSeq and is a predicted model, not a curated record. NCBI's taxonomy places the organism in Eukaryota, Metazoa, Chordata, Actinopteri, Syngnathiformes, Syngnathidae. Gene Ontology annotation, cellular component: Ku70:Ku80 complex; nucleus. Gene Ontology annotation, molecular function: double-stranded DNA binding; DNA helicase activity; telomeric repeat DNA binding. Gene Ontology annotation, biological process: DNA recombination; double-strand break repair via nonhomologous end joining; telomere maintenance.
UUCUUUGUAUCCAGGAAGUGAACUCGUGUUUGCUCGGCGGAACUAUUUUCUUUGUAUCCAGGAAGUGAACUCGUGUUUGCUCCGGAUCUUUUAACAGGUAACACAGCGGUAGAAAGCGGGGAAACAAAAACAGUAUGGCCAAGUCAAAAUCGUUUCUGGUGCUGUGCAUGGACGUGGGCUUUUCCAUGUCCAACUCAGCACUUGGUGAAGAAUCAUCAUUUGAACAAGCCAAAAAAGUCGUUCAGAAGUUUGUCCAACGUCAGGUAUUUGCAGAAGCUAAGGAUGAAUUAGCAUUGGUUCUAUUCGGCACUGACUCCACCGAGAACCCGCUGGCCCAGGAUGACCAGUACCAGAACAUCACUGUACACCGCAACCUGAUGAUACCUGAUCUGGAGCUUCUGGCGGAGAUUGAGAAUCAGGUCCACCCAGAGAAUCAGCAGGCUGACUGGUUAGAUGCCCUCGUUGUCUGCAUGGAUCUCCUUCAAACAGGAACAAAUGGGAAAAGUUAUGACCGACUCAACAUCGCCUUGUUGAGUGACCUCGCUACUGAAGCAGACUCUGAGCAACUGGACGUCAUCAUUGAAAACCUCAAGCAAGCCGGCAUCACCUUGCAGUUCUUUUUACCUUUUCCUGUUGAAGAUGAAGCAAAAGAUGCUGGGGAUGCGGGCAGAGGAGGUCCUGGUGCUCCUGGCUCUGGUAAAGGUCUUUCCAGGGAGCAGAAGAGCGGACUGGAAAUGGUCAAACACAUCAUGCUCAACCUGGAUGAGCAGGAAGGUCUUGAUCAAAUUUACACGCUGAGGAAUGCAAUUGAGCAACUUCAUAUGUUUAAGUGCAUUGAGAGACGACCUAUGGCCUGGCCCUGUCAGCUGACCAUCGGCAGCAGUCUUUCCAUCCGCAUCGUUGGCUUCAAAGCUGUGACCGAGGAGAAGCUGAAGAAAACGUGGCUCACGGUUGAUGCUCAGAGCAAUCAGAAGGACGACGUGAAGAGAGAGACCGUGUACUGUCUGGAUGAUGACAACGAGACGGAGGUGCCAAAGGAUGACAUUAUUCAAGGUUUUUGCUACGGAAGUGAUAUUGUUCCCUUCUCCAAAGUGGAUCAAGAGCAGAUGAAGUACAAACACGAUGGGAAGUGCUUUGCUGUUCUUGGCUUCACCAAACGGAAUCUGGUUCAGCGCCAUUCUUUCAUGGGAUAUCAAGCCAUCAAGAUAUUCGCUGCACUUAACGAUCAGCAUGCGGGAGUGGCGCUGUCCGCUCUGGUGCGGGCACUGGAUGAACUCAAGAUGGUUGCCAUCGUUCGCUACGCCUACGACCGCCGCGCUAACCCUCAAAUAGGAGCAGCUUUCCCUUGCAUUAAGCAGCACUACGAGUGUCUCAUAUACGUCCAGCUUCCCUUCAUGGAAGACCUUAGUCACUUUACCUUUGCGUCGCUGGACAGCAAGAAAUUUACACCUUCAGACACACAGCUGCAGGCUGUCGACUCUCUCAUUGACUCCAUGAUGUUGGUGGAGCAGGACGAAGAUGGAGAUCUACAAGACAUGGUCAAAGUCCACAACAUUCCUAACCCGCAAUUCCAGAGGCAUUUCCAGUGCUUACAUCAUCGGGCUGUCAACCCCGGCACCCCCUUACCCCCGAUGGAACCCUGGCUAGCAGCUGUACUUGACCGCCCAGAUGUCAUUAAGGAACGUUGUGGAGCACCAUUGGAGGAGGUGAAAAGGAUGUUUCCUCUCAAAGAGGUGGAGAAGAAAAAGAAGCUGAAGACCAGUGCUCAGAUCUUUGGAAAAGAUUCAGAGCAGCCCGAUGCCAAGAAGGCAAAAGGAGAUGCUGCUCCUGCGGAGGAGGAGGAGGAGUAUAAUCUGGCUGACAUUUCUGAAGGUUCUGUUACUUCGGUAGGAAGCGUCGAUCCUUCCCGGGAUUUCCGCAUCCUCAUCAAACAAAAAAUACUUCCAUUCAACAAAGCCUGCGAGCAGCUGACUCACAGAAUCGAGCAGUUGCUAGGCAACAAGAACACGCAGUACUAUAUGAAAAGCAUCACCUGUAUCCAGGCCUUCAGAGAGCAGUCAGUAAAGCUGAGGAAUGCCGAUCUGUACAACAGCUACCUCCAGUCCCUGAAAAGAAGCAUCUCAACAAGAGGGCUGGAGGUCUUCUGGGACCUGCUUGUCCAAGAUGCCGUAUCUCUUAUUAGCCAGGACGAGGUGCAAGGAAGUUCUGUAUCCAAACACGAAGCCACUCAGUUUCUGCUUGCUGAGGAGAAGAAAGACGACGCGGUCACAAUAACAGAAGAUGACACCGGCGAUGUUGAUGACUUGCUGGACAUGAUGUAAGAAUGAAGGCAAUGGGAGCGACUGCGAAAAAACUGAAAAGUAUGCAUCACUGUGUUUAUCUGUUCAGUCGUCUAUUGUUUCACCUCCCACGUGGAGACCUUUUGCUACUUUUGUAUGAACAAAACUAAUAUUGUUUUUCUUUGUAAUGCUUAAUAUUGGACAAUGAGGUCCGAAAAUUGACCAAAAAAAACAAAACACUGUAAUAUAGCUCGGCCUGUUAAAUCCGAUUUAUUGUGUAUUGGAUAUAGUGUCAGAUUGUACAGUGCAUAAGAGGAAUAGUAAAUGGAAUUAACAUCAGUAGCACCAAUACAAGAUACGUCUCCAGCGUGAUUACUCGUUAACAAAUCCAUCGGAAAAAAUGGUCAAAAAAGCCUGACCGCCACUCAGACCAGUCCUUUUCUCUGAAUACGGCAUUCUCAUCUCCCAUUGCCAGUUUCAUUAAGACUUCUUGAUCCACGUCAUUCCCUGCGGCGAUCACCGUGGGCACCACUUGCGCCCCACGCAUGGCCCUAACGGCUUCAUCCAGGUUCUUUUUGUCUGUGACUCCAUCCGUGAUGAAAACAAAUGCAAUUUCUGCAUGGCGUCUCGUCUGGCGAGCCGGUCCCUUGCCUAGUACUCUGUCGAUGGCGUGAGUGAUGGCUGCCCCCACGUUCGAUGAAGAGUCCAGAUAACCCAAACGCGCGAUACCGUCGGCGAUGAGAACAGGGUCGUGCGUGAGAGGGAAAGCCACAAAGUUCUCACCGUCGUCGCCGUAUUGCAAUAGAGCCAAGCGAGCUCGCAGGCGAUCUGUUCUGGUUCUGGCGAGUACCAGUCUAUCCGGCACCGUUUGUAAGAAUUCACGGAUGUGACGGAAGUUCUGCGCUCCGAGGCGUUCGGAACCGUCAAGCAGGAAUACCAAAUCGACUGGACGUUGGGCACAGGGAGCAACAUCUGGCUCUACAAACACGGAACAAGUAACAAAAUAAAUAGCUUCUAUUGGAGUUUUAUUGGAGGUUUAGCUUAGGGAAAAUAGACCCAGACCCAGUGCACCUACCGGUCUUGCAGGGGAGAUCAGGGCACACAACAACUGGAUCUGGAAGGGGAGUCAAUGGUUAAAACAACAUUUAAGACCACGACCGUGAAUGUUUUAACCACUGACCGGGACAAAGAACAGUCUCCAUUUUGUCUAUGAAGUCCUCUGCGACCAAGUCAACGAAAUUCUUCAUCCCUGUGACUCGCCCCUUUUGGUCGCACGCUAUGGAGCCCAGGAUCUCGUCAUCCUGGGCUUUUCUAAACAUAUCCCCGACCCCGAUUGCAUUUACCGCAACGCUGCUGUCCCGGCAGAGGUAUUUGAGUAGAUCCUCAUCGUCACGCGGAUCGAAGCGUCCAUCUGUGAUCACAACCACCGAUAUUUUAGCUCGGGCUCUCUUGCCGUCCCUGAUGAGGUGAUCGUAAGCGAACUUGAGAGCCGAGGGUGUGAAGGUGCCGCCGGCAAUCCACUGAAGAUUUUUCACCGCCAUUUUAAAAGCAGACAUGGAGUUUAUGUUGGGGUCAUCGAGUCGAAUGGCCUCAAAGGUCCCGUUGUGACUGUACUGCACAACUCCAACUCUUGUACCUGAAAGAGGCAGAUGUUAGAAACUCUGGAACCCAAAAAAAACUCCUGUCACUUGAGGCGUUUUAUGGUAGCAUUCACAAGGCAAUCUUACCGGUCGGAGACGCGGGGUUAGCGGCCAUUGAUCCCAGACGAUUAAUGGUGUUGAUUACAAAGUUCUUUUCCAAGGUGAAGUUGGUGAGACCGACGCUCUCCGAGCUAUCUAUUACAAAUACAACGUCCAGUGCACCGCAGCGCUUCUCGCAGUCUUGAGACAAGAAAAGAUAAGCAUGUUAAAAGAUCUUCUUACUGGACUUGAGUGCACACGGUGAUCAUAUUUUUGCUCACCGCAACAACCGCACGUCUCCCUGAUGUAUGUCAUGACGUCGCAGUCCUGCAGUAACAAGUGAUGCAGUUAUACUAUGAAUGCUGCGUAAAUAAGUUCUUAUGUUUUCAAUCAGGACCGGGUUUGGUAAUGGUAAUGGUUUGAUUUCAUUUGAACGUGCAUCAGAUUGCAAUUGAAUGCAUCACAUAAUCAGUUCACAGUUCCACAUGUCCGAAAGGAGUAGGAAGAAGCAAAGCUUAUUACAUCCUACCCCUCCAUCUGGUACUUUUACCAGAUGGUAAAAGUAGCA